AUGAGCGCUCCGAAAGAGCUCAUCUUCCGGAGCGUUCUUGGAAUGAGCGCUCCGAAAGAGCUCAUCUUUCGGAGCGCUCUUUUAAUAAGCGCUCCGAAGAGGUGGUCUUCCGAAGCGCUCAUCAUCGCUGUAUCAGUCUAUCUUCCGUCACUAUUCACUGUUCCAGAUCGUCGUCCGCCGCUGUUCGCUGUUCCAGAUCGUCGUCUGUUCGCUGUUCCAGAUCGUCGUUCUGUUCACUGUUCCAAAUCAUCAUCUGUUGCUGUUCGUUAUUCCAGAUUAGUGUUCAUCACUAUUUGUGCGGCUGCUGUACACCGGAGGAAGCGACACCGUGAAGACCUCCGUUGUAGCCGUGUGUCAUUGCUGUACAGCCGAGGAAGCAACGCUGCAAAGACCUCCGCUACUGCCGUGAAGACUUCCGUUUUCUGCCGUGAAGACUACACUGUGAAGGUACCUACACAAUUACAAGGUUGGGAGUGUGGAUACUAUGUUAUGAAGUUUAUGAGAGAAGUAAUCACACAACAAGAGUUGAUCAUUCCUGAAAAUUAUUUUGUUGGAGUAAGAUGUUCGUAUUUUACUAUGGAGCAAAUAGAAGAUUUAGUUGAAGAGUUGUCAGAAUAUAUUAUUGGCUGUUUGUGAUAGGAAGUUAGAUUUCAAUGUUAGAAAAAUAACAAUAGUUUCAUUUGUUAGGCUUGUUAGAAAUUAAACUAGGUUAGUUAGGAAAUUAAAAUUUUUGUAUCAGUUUCAAAUUCUUUUCUUGUAUAUAAAUUUUUAUGUUAAUAUUAUUUUUAAAUUAGUUU
Prosopis cineraria is the source of this 797-nucleotide messenger RNA. RefSeq lists its product as uncharacterized. NCBI's taxonomy places the organism in Eukaryota, Viridiplantae, Streptophyta, Magnoliopsida, Fabales, Fabaceae. The coding region runs from base 1 to 636 and encodes 211 amino acids. The transcript has 5 exons. The record is from RefSeq and is a predicted model, not a curated record.